AAUUAACGAUAGAGAUUCCGUGCUUGCUUAGGUCAUUGAGGCGAGGAGUGAGAGUGCGAUAGCGGCAGCGGCUAGGUUUGUCUUCGCGUUUCUCCAAUUGUUGGGUUAUCGCUUGAAGAGCAAUGGAGACGGACGACGACAUGGGUACGGACGACGAGAUGGGUCUUGUGGAGUUGUUUGGUUACGACAAGUUGGAAAGAGAAUUAAUCCUCAGGCAAAAUAAUUUUUCUUCAUCUUCGUCGCUAUAUGACGCGAUAAAUGAUGACCGUGAUGAGAUGACACCAGAGGAAGCCUACUCCUACAGCGAACAAGUUUUGAAAAGUGACGGCUUUGAUGUUUCUGACAUCCCUGGCGUCAAUUGUUUCCACCAAAUUCUACCAUGCAACAUAGACUACAACUAUGAUAAAUAUAAACGGUAUUCGCAGCUCGCAAUCGACGAAUACAAUCGUCGGUUCAAGGAUGCCAAUGCAGAGUUGGAGUUUGUUAAGGUCUUGAAGGCAAUGGGUCAGGCUUCCAGGGGAAUCAGGUAUUAUUUAACCUUCGUGGCCAAGGAUCUUGGCGAUGGAGGUGAGAUUAAGACGUAUCAAGCUGUGGUAUUGGAUGGUAUAGACUCUGAGACAGCGGAUUCCUUUAGGCUAAAGCCCCCCGAGGAUGAGCGAGAAAAUCAAAGACUCGUUAGGAUGAAAUUGAUACUCAUGCAAAAUCUCCAUGAUAUUGAAGUGAUGGGUAAGGAAGAUUCUUAUCUGACAAAUUGACAGCAAUAAAAAAUGAUGUGACAAGUUUGGUCUCAAUUUUCAAAUGUCUUGGGAUAGUUUGGGUUAUGCCCUUGGGAACGGUGGAGCUUAUGGCAUGCUGAAAGGGAAAAUAGUAAUCUUUGUCGUCUAGAUGUGUGGUGAAUGAUUCCAUUAUGCUUUAGCGUCUUUAAGUUUGGACAGUGGCAUAUGAUAACCUUAGCUUACUGCUUGUAGAUUUGCCACCUGUGUACAGGGGCCGCACCUUUAAUAAAAUCUCUAUUACCCAUUUAAAAAAAUCAAAGACAUGGUAUUGCUUCCACUCUGAAAUAUACUCUAUAUCCUUCCCUAAUCCUCCACUGCCACUGUACUAAUCCAUAGUAAAUCUAUAACAAAUCUCCCAUCUAAUUGGACUAGGCUACUGGAUCCUUUUAUGCCAUUCAUAAAUUUUAGAGCCAAACCCCUAGAGAUUGGCUCAGGUGGUAAAGGCCUUGGGCUUAGGGGUAUGCUCCCCCUAGGUCUAAGGUUCAAAUCCCCUUGGGGUACAAACAAUAUCUAGGGUCCAUUGUUUGGUUAUGAUCUCUGAGGAGAUUUGUAUACUAUAUUAGAGUGGUAGCUCAAUGGGACUACUCAUUCUUUUCACGUUUUCAGACGUGUUAGGAUGAAAUUAAUACUCAUGCAAUCUCUAUGAUAUUGAAGUGAUGGGUAAGAAUUCUUAUCUGACAGAGACAGCAAUGAAAAAUUAGGUUGUUUACAUCGUCAAGGAGAUUACUCUUGUGGAUGAGAUGAGCUGGAUGUAUAGGAAGAGCAGGGCUUCGCAGUGACGUGGCCAGAGCACUUUGGUACUCAAUUUUCAAAUGUCUUGGUAUAGUUUGGGUUAUGCCUUAGGUAAGGGUGGAGCUUAUGGCAUGCUGAAAGGGUAAAAUAAUAAUCUUUGUCGCCUAGAUGUGGGGUGAAUGAUUCCAUUAUGCUUAAUGUGGGGCUUUUGGGAAGAAUGCAGUGGCUGUUUCUCUGAUGACGGAGAAAGACGGUGCUUGAGCUUGAAUUCAUUAUGUUUAAGUGUCUCUAACCUCGGACAGUGGCAUAUGAUAACCUUAGCUUUCCUGCUCGUAGAGAAUGCCACCUGUUUACAGGGGCAGCACCUUCUCAUUUUUUUUUUGAUAAGUAAUAAGAGAAUUUUAUUCAUACGAAUGAAGUAGGCAUAGCCCGUGUACACAGGAAGUAUGCAAAAGAAACACCUAAUUACAUUCUAGCUAAAGAAAGAAAAUCAUGGACAUUGUUUCCAUCAAGUAUAAUGGCUGAAAACCACAACCUUAAAGUGCGCAUAAAAAAAUUCUGAAGUUCCUCCAUUGUGCAUUCCCUAUCUUCAAAGCAUCUCUCAUUCCUCUCCGACCAUGUACACCACAUGAUACACAACGGGAUCAUCUUCCACCCUGGCACCUUCUCAUUCUACUAGAUAUUUAUCCACCAACUCCUCAUUUGAGGUUCUUGUCCUGUUAUCCUCUUGUUCUCAUUCCACUAACUAUCGAUCUUUUCUAGCCAUCAUCUCUAGCCUAUCUUCUGUCAGUUAUUCAAAAGCUUUUGGUUAUGGAAAUGAGAUGGAGCCUGUCCUGGAAGUCAAUAGAGUAACAUUUGAUAAUCUUGCCGGAGAUUUUAUUGGGAAGUAUCCUCUGAUUGCUAUUACAAACUGUUGGACUUUAAACUUCUGGUUUAAUAUAUAUUAGAAAGUGUCCGGCUUCUAUAAAAUAGGAGAGUGGUUACAGGAACCUUAACCUUUUGUUUAGCAUUGUUCAGUUGCUGUUUCGACUUCAAGACUUUGUAAGAGAAGCUAUACAGAUUUUCGGUGUUGAGUUUAAUUUUGAUGAGUAAUAUUUAGCAUUGAUUUUUAUUUCUUUUUUUUUUUUUUUGAUAAAUUAUUGUUGAUUUAUAUUUAUUUUUUAUCUUUGUAUUAUUUCAUGUAGACUCUGGCAGUCGUGGGAGACAGUGGUUUUGGCAAAAUCACCUCUGCAAUGGU
Carya illinoinensis is the source of this 2745-nucleotide messenger RNA. RefSeq lists its product as uncharacterized. Gene Ontology annotation, molecular function: cysteine-type endopeptidase inhibitor activity. The transcript is spliced from 4 exons. Bases 123 to 755 code for a protein of 210 amino acids. NCBI's taxonomy places the organism in Eukaryota, Viridiplantae, Streptophyta, Magnoliopsida, Fagales, Juglandaceae. The record is from RefSeq and is a predicted model, not a curated record.